Molecule: messenger RNA, 1854 nt
Organism: Cutaneotrichosporon cavernicola
Lineage: Eukaryota; Fungi; Basidiomycota; Tremellomycetes; Trichosporonales; Trichosporonaceae
Gene: TPS1
Exons: 7
Coding region: 1-1854 (617 amino acids)
Biological process (GO): cellular response to heat; trehalose biosynthetic process
Cellular component (GO): cytosol; alpha,alpha-trehalose-phosphate synthase complex (UDP-forming)
Molecular function (GO): trehalose-phosphatase activity
Source: RefSeq, a predicted model, not a curated record
AUGGUCUUGGAGCAACUACCACUACCAAAGCCGACCGAGGGCAACAAUGGUCAUGAGCCGCGUCUCAUCAUCGUCUCCAACCGCCUGCCUGUGACCAUCUCCAAAGAUUCCGACGGCGAGUACUCGUUCAAGAUGUCCUCGGGCGGCCUGGUCUCGGCGCUCUCCGGGUGCAAGAAGACGAUGUCGUUCACCUGGAUUGGCUGGCCCGGCAAGGAUAUCCCAGUCCAGGACCGAGAGUAUGUCAACCAGCGUCUGCUGGAAGAGUACCAAUGUUAUCCGGUCUAUCUUUCAGACGACGUCGCCGACCGCCACUACAAUGGUUUCUCUAACUCGAUCCUUUGGCCACUUUUCCACUACCACCCGGGGGAGAUGAACUUUGACGCGUCAUAUUGGCUCGCAUAUCGUGAAGCAAACAUCCGCUUCGCCGACGUUGUCGCGUCCUUUGUCCGUACUGGCGAUGUCGUCUGGGUGCAGGACUACCAUCUCAUGCUCCUGCCCAUGCUCCUCCGCAGCAUGAUCACUGGCGAGUCAAACCAGGGCGAGAUGACGCGCCUCGAGAUGGACCGCGUCAAGGAGGGUGUUGACGAGGCUGUCGUCAAUGACAUCAACAUCAAGAUGCCGCCGCCAAACCGCGGCAAUGGCGGCAGCGCCGACGAGGGUGUCGAGAUGCUCGAGGACGUUGAGGGGGCGUUGCACUUCAAAAGCUCCAGCUUGCGUCACACCAGCAGCUUGACCAGCAUGACCCCUUACCAAAAGUCGGAGAUCCAGGCGCGUCGCAGGGGUAAGGGAGGGGUGCGCAUUGGCUUCUUCCUGCACACGCCGUUCCCCUCGAGUGAGAUCUACCGGAUCCUUCCAGUCAGACGGGAGAUCCUCCUCGGGGUUCUCCAGUGCGACCUGAUCGGCUUUCACACAUACGAUUACGCCCGCCACUUCCUGAGUGCAUGCACCCGCAUCCUCGGCCUCGAGACACAGCCUAACGGGAUUGAGUUUGAGGGCCGUUGGGUGCAAGUCGGUACUUUCCCCAUUGGCAUCGACCCCUGGCAGUUUGUUGAAGGAGUCAAGCUCGCGGUCGUCCAGGAGCGUCUGGAGCGGCUAGAGAAACGCUACGAGGACUGCAAGGUCAUCAUUGGCGUCGACCGUCUGGACUACAUCAAGGGCAUCCCACAAAAGCUUCAUGCCUUCGAGGUCUUCCUCACUCAACACCCUGAGUGGAUAGAAAAGGUCAUUCUCAUCCAGCUGGCCAUCCCCUCUCGGCAGGACGUCGAGGAGUACAUGAACCUGCGGUCGUGCGUCAACGAGUUGGUCGGGCGCAUCAACGGUCAAUUCAGUACCCCGACCUGGACCCCAAUCGUCUUCAUGCACCGCUCUGUCCCGUUCGAGGAGCUCACGGCUCUGUACGCUUUGGCAGAUGUGUGCUUGGUGACAUCGACUCGCGACGGCAUGAACCUUGUCGCCUACGAGUAUAUCUCAACGCAGGCCGAGAAACACGGCUCCAUGAUUCUUUCCGAGUUUGCUGGAGCGUCGCAGAGUCUUGCGGGCUCACUCAUCAUCAACCCUUGGGACGUGGACUCGACCGCUAGCGCAAUCCACCAAGCCCUCACAUUGGCUCCAGAGGUUCGUGCGCAGAACUGGACCAAGCUGUUUGCCUACGUGUCGAACUUCACUGCCCAGUCGUGGGGCCUGUCGUUCCUCAAUGAGCUCAACCGGUCGACUGGCCGCCGACCCACCGGACCACUCUUAGGAGGGCGCCGUAAGUCGAGCGGCAACCUCAGCCGGGCUAGCUCUAGGGCGAGUAUCAAGCGCCGCUUCACCGUCAACUCGUCUACACCAGUCACGCCAGUGGCUACCACUUAA